AUGUCCCCUGCUCGCCUUCUCUGCGUGCUGCUCCUCGCCGGUGCAUUGGGCUGCGCUCUCGCGACCAACAUUCACGUGGUCAACAAGUGCGGUUUCGACACCGAUGUCAUCUACACCGCCAACAUCAACGAACACCCCCUGCCCUCCCGCAACCUCGGCACCCUCCGCCCUGGCGGCUCGCUGCAGUUCCGGCCGACCGACACGUACUUCAACUUGAAGAACGGGUACGGCGGCAAGACCUGGGCCGAAUUCUCCAUCAACCCCAAGACCUGGCCCGGUCACGACUCCUACGACCUCAGCGUCAUCCCCGGCUACGACAUCGCCAUGCAGAUCCUCGCUCCCUUCGGCGGAUUCUCUCCCAUCUGCACCUACCCUGGUUGCCCGGACGCCUUCCACUAUUGGAACGACUACUCCAAGGUGCACGUCGUCAACUCGGGCGGCACCUUCACCGUCGUGUUCUGCGCCUGA
This is a messenger RNA of Acanthamoeba castellanii str. Neff, 468 nucleotides long. RefSeq lists its product as uncharacterized. Lineage: Eukaryota; Discosea; Longamoebia; Acanthamoebidae. The coding region runs from base 1 to 468 and encodes 155 amino acids. The transcript has 3 exons. The record is from RefSeq and is a predicted model, not a curated record.